ACCCCCACCGACUUGGCAAUUUAAGGCACACCCGUCUAUCCCACGUAUCCUACUUCUAUCUCUCGGCAUUUGAUAAUUUUAAUUCAGUCAUCAGCAAUCAUGUCUCAGACUGUUGUCCUCAAGGUUGGCAUGUCAUGCCAAGGCUGUGUUGGAGCUGUGAAUCGGGUGUUAAGCAAAAUGGAAGGCGUGGAAUCAUUUGACAUUGAUCUUAAGGAGCAGAAAGUGACAGUAAAGGGUAAUGUACAGCCUGAAGCAGUCCUUCAGACUGUUUCAAAGACCGGGAAGAAGACUUCUUUCUGGGAAGAAGGAGCAUCAGCUGCACCUGAAUCGAAGCCCGCAGAAACUGUUGCAGAAACUGAAUCGAAGUCCGCAGAAACUGUUGCAGAAACUGAAUCGAAGUCCACAGAAACUGUUGCAGAAACUGAAUCGAAGCCCGCAGAAACUGUUGCAGCUGCAUAAUUUGGGUCACUAGUGGCCAGAAAGCUGUUGCUUUCACUUAUUAUGUUACUCUUAAGGAGCUAAAAUGUAUGUUACGGGUCAACAAUAAUAAACAUAUACAAUACCUCGGUGUGUGGUGUUCAGUAUUCGCUAAUUAACUGUAAGCUCCGUUUAUCUUUUAUUUGAGAUGUUCGAAUAUUGUUCCAUGCAACAGAAACUAGAAAGUGUUUUGGCUGUCUAAAUUUAUCAAGGUGCCGAUAUUCAUGUUGUAA
This is a messenger RNA of Coffea eugenioides, 710 nucleotides long. Its product is annotated as copper transport protein ATX1. Gene Ontology annotation, molecular function: metal ion binding. Lineage: Eukaryota; Viridiplantae; Streptophyta; Magnoliopsida; Gentianales; Rubiaceae. The transcript is spliced from 3 exons. The record is from RefSeq and is a predicted model, not a curated record. Bases 100 to 459 code for a protein of 119 amino acids.